Molecule: messenger RNA, 543 nt
Organism: Meloidogyne enterolobii
Lineage: Eukaryota; Metazoa; Nematoda; Chromadorea; Rhabditida; Meloidogynidae
Source: the annotation of a GenBank genome assembly
AUGUUAGCAGUUUCUGAAGAGGCAAAAGCACUUUAUGUUAUUUAUAGAGGAUCGACUAUUGAUAGACAACUUUUUCAAGAAUUUAUUCACGGAAUAGCAGCUCAAUUAGGAGCUUGGGAAAAAUUUGUGAAUGGCUCUGGGGUUAUGACUUAUUUUCAUGGAGCUUUUAGACGUCUUUUUCUUGAAGGGGGAAUGAAAACACAAUUAUUAAAAUUAAAAGAAAAACAUGAAGGAUAUCGAAUUUGGGUAACUGGCCAUUCAUUGGGCGGUUCUUUAGCUUCAAUGACUGCUUUAUAUUUAGUUAAUCAAACAAUGUUUUCACCUGAUAGAGUUAAAUUAGUAACUUUUGGAGAGCCUAGAACUGGAAAUUUAAAUUAUGCUAAAGCUGUUGAAUUAAAUGUUCCUUUUCGUUAUAGAGUUAUUAAUAAAAAUGAUAUUGUAAGUUUUUUUAUUUUAAAUUAUUUAAAAAUUAGAAGUAGGGGAAAAUUAAAAUUACCUAGCAAUGCAACAACAACAACCUCUAUAAGGAAUGGCCCCAAUUAA